UGCAGGUUAAUAAGAAAAAGCAAAGUAUUCACACGCAGUUUUCACAUCACCACUGCAAUGAACACUAUCCCAUUAUUAUAGCGGUUCUCUCUGCGUUGCCUCCUCCUUUCUUUCCUCUCCAAAAUCAAAAAGCAAACCCUCGUCAAGAAAACCAAAUGCAGCUUAACGUUUCGACUCCUCUCCGAUGAGAGUGCAGAGCAUCUCUGAUCGUUUUAAUUUAACGUGGCAUUAAAGAGCUCCCGAGAGUCUCGUACUUCGAGCUCUCUGAAACUGAAAAAAAAAAAAAAAAGAAAGAGAAGGAACCCAAACCACUGAUCCACAGAUUUCUCAGUAAAUUAAAUUUUGCCUCUCUGUACGAGAAGACUUCUCUCAUUUUUUCGGAGAAUUUCAAAACAACAAUGCUGACGUGCAUACCUCGUUCAAAGCAAGCCGGUGAUGACUCACUGAGUCAACCCGAGGAAAUCGACUCUUCCACUACUCCUAGCACUAAGCAGAACCAAGCCAUCAAAUCUCUCACUUCUCAGUUGAAGGAUAUGGCGCUAAAGGCGUCGGGGGCGUACAGGCACUGCAACCCGUGCACGGCGCAGAGUCGGUUGGGGAACUCGAACGAGUCUGACGCGGACUCGGACCGGUUCAGGUGGUCGUAUCGUAGGACGGGAAGUUCGAGCUCGGCGACGCCGAGAACGUGGGGGAAGGAGAUGGAAGCGAGGUUAAAAGGGAUAUCGAGUUCGAGCGGCGAAGCGACGCCGAAAUCGGUGAGUGGACGCCGAGUCGAAUCGAUCGUGUUUGUCGAAGAAAGUGAGCCUAAAGAGUGGGUCGCCCAGGUGGAGCCCGGCGUGCUCAUCACCUUCGUUUCGCUUCCGCGUGGCGGCAACGAUCUCAAACGGAUCCGGUUCAGUCGGGAAAUGUUUAACAAAUGGCAAGCUCAAAGAUGGUGGGCAGAGAAUUAUGACAGGGUUAUGGAACUUUACAAUGUCCAGAGGUUUAACCGUCAUGCAUUUCCACUACCAACACCCCCGAGAUCUGAAGACGAGAGUUCAAAAAUGGAAUCAGCAGAAGAAAGCCCCGUAACACCACCACUCACUAGAGAGCGCUUACCUCGUAAUUUAUACCGCCCAACAGGGAUGGGCAUGGGCUACUCAUCCUCAGAUUCACUUGAUCAGCACCCAAUGCAGGCCCGGCAUUAUUGUGACUCUGGUCUUACCUCAACUCCAAAACUUUCCAGUAUUAGUGGUGCCAAGACAGAGACAUCAUCAAUGGAUGCCUCUAUGAGGAGUAGCUCAUCAAGAGAGGCUGAUCGCUCUGGAGAGCUAUCCAUCAGCAAUGCGAGUGAUCUUGAGACUGAGUGGGUUGAACAAGAUGAACCAGGGGUCUACAUUACUAUCAGAGCCUUGGCAGGAGGCAAAAGGGAGCUUAGGCGAGUUAGAUUCAGCCGGGAAAGAUUUGGAGAGAUGCAUGCUAGACUGUGGUGGGAAGAGAACCGCGCCAGGAUACAUGAACAAUACUUGUAAACAAAGUUGGCUAGCUGUCGCUGCCGGCGCUUUCUAAAUUGUGGGGGUGUGUAUUUUCUCAUUUGUUCUGCCAUACUUGUAGAAUCCCUUCUACAGAUACCUGAGCAGGUGCUGCUGGCAAGUGGCACCCUGUUCGUAUUUGGGCAGCUAAGUUUUUCCAGCUUCAUCGUAAGCUUUAGAAAUAUGGUGGUGGGAUGUGGGAACUCCAAUUUUAUAUUAUUAGUUUCUUAAAAAUGUGUUAAUGAUGGAUAAAGAGCAACAACUGUGUAUUUGGAAUGGGGUGGUGGUAAAAGAAUAUAAUAUAAUAUAUUAUAAUAUCAGAUAUCAAUGAAAGAAUGUGUUUCCUCCUCCUC
Messenger RNA from Theobroma cacao (cacao), 1864 nucleotides. Its product is annotated as protein Brevis radix-like 4. The record is from RefSeq and is a predicted model, not a curated record. NCBI's taxonomy places the organism in Eukaryota, Viridiplantae, Streptophyta, Magnoliopsida, Malvales, Malvaceae.